AUGACCGGUCUUGAUCUUAUAUUAGGGUUGUACUGGUUGUCUAAAAACCAUGUUUUGCUGGACUGUUUUGAGAAAUCACUGUAUUUCAUGCCAGAAAGAUCAGAAGGGCCGGUUGUGGUGAAUGGCUGUUAUUUAAACUACGUGGUAGUAAAUUAUUCGGGACAGGAAUGUCAGGGCGUUAUGCUGUUAGCUGCGAGCGUGUCGGGUGAAGAACAAAGUUUAGAGAAAGUUCCAGUUGCUUGUGAAUUUUCUGAAGUGUUUCCGGACGAUAUUAACGAAUUCCCUCUUGCCCAAGAGGUUGAAUUUGCAAUUGAGUUGGUACCUGGAACAGGGCCAAUCUCGAUUGCCCCUUACAGAAUGUCCCUUUAG
This is a messenger RNA of Arachis duranensis, 369 nucleotides long. RefSeq lists its product as uncharacterized. The record is from RefSeq and is a predicted model, not a curated record. The transcript has a single exon. Bases 1 to 369 code for a protein of 122 amino acids. NCBI's taxonomy places the organism in Eukaryota, Viridiplantae, Streptophyta, Magnoliopsida, Fabales, Fabaceae.